Messenger RNA from Notolabrus celidotus (New Zealand spotty), 3185 nucleotides. It is a transcript of the gene rbm44, whose product is annotated as RNA binding motif protein 44. The record is from RefSeq and is a predicted model, not a curated record. The transcript is spliced from 20 exons. Gene Ontology annotation, molecular function: RNA binding. The coding region runs from base 165 to 2873 and encodes 902 amino acids. Lineage: Eukaryota; Metazoa; Chordata; Actinopteri; Labriformes; Labridae.
GGCAGGAAGCUAGCACUAACAUUUCCAGCUAGCCGUUGCUAGCUAGAAAAUUUCUAACGGUUGCUUGGUGACGUCAUGAUUCUUGUCGACCGUUAGUUUAAAUUUCGGGUGACGUCACGCCGUCAGCCGUUAGCCGUUAGCUCGUUCUGAACCCUGGUCCCUUCAUGGAGUCCUUUCAGACGGUCUGGCCCGGAUCCUGGUCGUACUGUCCCGGACCCGCGCCCUACGAGCUGCCCGUCCCCCGGCUCGAGUACUCGGACUACGCGAGGGUGGUGGUCCCUUGUUACUGCAGCAGGGUGACCCAGAACCAGAACCAGAACCUCAACCAGAAGGAGAACAGGAGGUUCUUUCUGGACAGGUCUGUGUUCGAUUUGGUGGACGCUCAUCCAUACCUCUCCCUAACUGACCCCAAGCUGCUGGGCUGGUACCUGCGUUUGUCUCCAGAGGACAGGAAGCUCAUACAGGAUGAAGGAGGGUUUCAUCAGUUCCUGCAGAGGCAUCCUGCCCUAGAACUGUCCAGCCAUCAUGUUUAUGUAAAGUAUAACAUUAGAAGUGCCAAACCCGCCAAACCCGCCAUGACCUCCACAAAGAAAUCAGGAGGAAAGAAGUGCACAUGUGACGAGGAGCUGAACAAGCUGCCCAGUCACCUGAGGGAGACUUUGAGCCUGCUGAGCUGCUGCAACGACAAUGAACCCAAAACACGUCCCUGUGAACAGCUGGUCCCGCUACAGGACAGCUUCCAAACCGUUUUCAACUACCACAGCACUCAGGAUCCAAAGCUCCAAAAGACUCACAAAGGUCUGUCUCUGUUUCAGCUGAAUGAAGACGGUGCUUCAUGGCAGACGUCUCCAAGCAGCAGUGUGGCUUUGUGCAAAGAUCCAGUGGCCCUGGCGAGCUUCUCUGUGGACCUGGAGCUGGAGAGAUGCAGGCAGCAGGAAAAUCCUGAGCUUAGGAGCCAGACUGUAACGACACAAAGCCAGAGUGCAAACGUAUCCUAUCCUGAAGUCAGUGCGUUACAGUCCGAGUGGCCACCGUUUGAAAGCGACUCUCCCUCUCAGUACUUCAGCUUCAACAGCGUCCUCAUGGAUCCUGCGGAGUUUACUGACAGCAAAGAGAGCGCUGUGGACGAUAAGGAAGCCGUCUUAAGCUGUAAAGAUUCAGGCAAUAACUUCCCCAGCGUCAUGAAGGACGACCGGAGCAUCCUGGCCUGUGUGACCGGAGACGAGAGGACAGCAGACAUCGCUGAGUCCUCUCAGUCUGCAGGAACGCUCACCUGCGCUCCUCCUCCUGUCACCACCUGUGAGGUCAUGGUUGGGACCGAGCCGCCACAGCGUACGACAGCUUUCUCUCAAACGGAGGCGCCAGGAUCCUCUGACAAACACGUCAUCACUGAAGUCCACAUGGCAGACCUGGACUAUCUCACUGAGGAAUUCAUGAAACUGAAGAGAGCUGAGGAGGAGCUGAGGGAGCUGAGACUGAAGAUGAAGAGCCCUGGUUGUGUGCUGAAGAAGGAAUGUGAGUGUUUGCAGCGAGCUCAGCAGGCAGAGCUGGGCCUCCUGGCUCUACAGUACAGCAUGUGCAGACAGCACUGCUGGAGACUCUACUGCACGUCUGCUGAGGGAGACCAGCUCACACCAGAACCAAAGGAUCCUCCUGCAAACAUCGAACACGUCGUGCAAAAGCUGGAAACAGACUUCAAUCAGAUGAGGGCUGAGAUCCUGAGAGGGGUUCCCCUGAAGCGACUGAAGCCUCUGUCUGUCGACUGUGAGAAGAUCACGACUGGAGGAAGUUAUGUCCCUGCACAGAUCGUCCGUGAUGUUCUGGGGAGUGUCCCUGCAGGCCGCUCUGAGGAGACGCAGGAACACAAAGUACAGAGUGAAGACAAAGGCUGUCCGGACGCUCGGAGCAGAAACAUCUGUCAGCAGAGAAAAGAGAAAGAGAUGAAGAAGGAGAGCAAAGCAAAGAGAGCGGUAACUCUGCUCCUCCAGGAUAAAAACACCACCCCCAACGUCCCCAACGUCCCCAUCAUCCCCAACGUCCCCAACGUCCCCAACGUCCCCAACGCACACAGGCCUGAAGAGCAGCAGACAGUGACGUGUAGAGAGCUGAACAGCAGCGAGGCGUGGUACGACGCUGAAGAGGAUCUAGAGCCUCCUGGACCUGCAGCGGCUCCUGAGACGGGACGAGACGCAACCAAAGAUGAGCCCGGCGGCACAGAAUCUCCCCGUGAGGACGUCCAGCUCUCUGUUCUGUUUGUGUCUAACCUGCCGAGUCACGUGACCAAGAGCGACGUGAUGAAGUGGUUUGAGAAACACAACGCCUCUGACGUCAGCAUCUCUGAUUUACAGAAUGAUUUAAGAGUUGCCUUAGUGAAGAUGAGAGGAUCCCAGUCUGCUGAAGCUGCAGUCAGAGAGCUGAACGGCUGCAACAUGCAAGGCCAAACUUUACACGUGGAGCAGGUCAUCGGGGCCGCUGGUGGGAGCCAGAACCGGGUCCAGGACUCCAUCAAACAACCUGAGGCUGCACAGGUGGACAAAGCACCUCAGACCUCCAACAAUGAGUCCAGUAAACCUGAGAGAAAGCUGGUCUCUCAGCCACCGCUCAGCUCCAGCACCAAGAACAGGAAAGUGGUCUGCAUCUCCCCCACCGCGAAGGAAACCAGCGUGCCCCAACAUUACUGCACCAUGAGCGGCUUCGACAGCCUGAUGGCCGAGCUGACGCAGAGACACUCGGACGUGGGCAGGCAGAGGAUCGUGGACGCUCUGAUCGAGCUGAGGGCCAAGCAUCACGGGGUCCUCAGCGGCCUGCCCCUCAGGACCAUCAGAGACCUGACGUCUGAGAUCCUGAGCAGGUCGGGUCCUUCAGCGCAGUGAUGGAGGAGACGCACUUUCAUAAUUUGUUAAUAAUAAUCUGUUUGAAGCUCUUUGUUGGGAGGAGAGGAUCUAAUGUCUAAGAAAUGAUCCUGAAGUUGUAAAGAGUCACAGGGCCGUGUUUUAUUUCUGACUGUUUCUGAUUGUUAAAGAAGUUGUUUUAGAGAAAGUGAAAGGUCCUCCUUUGACACACAUUUAGCAGUUAAAUUAAUUUAUAAAGAGAAGAAAUGCUGUUUAAUGUUGAGUACAGUUUUAUAUUCAGCAGCUUUUGUUCCUACGUUUGUCCUCCGUCAAUAAAAAGGACGCUUUAAGAUA